GCAUUGUGUACAACUCGGAUGAUCUACAGCACCAAGAGCGUGUUUUCCGGCUAAAAUCAGCUUGUCAAACCGUGAUAGACGGCCCUUCCCGCCGGGUUCUGGGCCCACAACGAACAGGUACAAAAGGGCAUCGCCAAAGUCGUUAGCAUCACAUCCAAGCCAGCACUCCUCAACUCUCUCUCCCUCGUCGCUAUCAACAUGGUUCAUCUGUUGUCCAACUUGCUGAUCGGCCUCGCCCUGGCUCCGUCCGCCCUGGGCGCCACUUUGCUGGUUUCCCAUUUCAGCGGACCUGUCUACACCCUCUCCUUGACCACCAGUGGCACCACCGGCAAACUUUCCAUUACCUCGCAGGCUAGUGGCUGUGGCACAACUCCUGCGUGGCUGGAAUAUUACAAUGACACCAAGACUGCCUACUGCUUCGACGAGUCUUGGACCGGAAGUGGUGUCAUCACCCAGUACAAUGUGGGAAGCGACGGACGCCUUACUCAGUCUGGCCAAACCCGGACCAGUGGGAACACGGUCCACGGCAAGGUAUACGGAGGAUCCGAUGGAAAGGGCUUCAUUGCCACGGCGCAGUACUCCCCAUCAACCAUCACCACGUACAAACUUCCCCUCGGACAAGGCCAGGUUCAGCUUGAGAAGUUCACCAUGUCGCAACGUGGGCCGAAUUCACGUCAGGAUGUGCCCCAUCCUCAUGAGACUCAGCUUGACCCCACCGGAAAGUUCAUGCUCGUUCCCGAUCUCGGUGCCGACCUGAUCCGCAUCUUCAAGAUCGACGCCAGCACCGGCCGCUUGACCGCAUGCCCAGCUGGUCAGGCCUCGCCUGGCGACGGCCCGCGUCACGCACAGUGGUGGAAAUCCGCUGACGGCGUGCUUCGCCUGUACACACUCAACGAACUCGGCAAUUCGGUUUCCUCUUGGAAUGUGGUGUACCCCACUGACUCCAACGGUUGCCUCGCCCUCAGCAGAGCGCAGACCCUUUCCACCUAUGCUCCUGGCAAGAAGGGUGGUCCGACUACCAAGGCUGCCGAGAUUCGUGUUGCUGGCAAUUUCCUGUACGCUUCCAACCGCGCAGAUCAGACCUUUGGUUCCAACCAGGACUCAGUCGCCAUCUACACUAUUGAUUCUCAGACCGGUGCUAUCGCCUGGAAGGAAGCCGCCAACUCGUACUCUUACUAUCCUCGCACCUUUGACAUCAACAAGGACGGCACCUUGGUUGCAUUUGGUGGGCAGACGUCUUCCAAUGUAGCUAUCGUGUCGAGGGACCCUGCGACUGGCAAGCUUGGGAACUUGGUUGCUAACUUGCAGGUUGGUAAUAAAGGUAGGGCUGGUGAGGAGGAUGGUCUUAGUGCUGUCGUCUGGGUGGAGUAGUUUGCUUGGUCUGUUCCUACCGCCAAACGCCUGAUCCCCGUAUCCACCGCCAAACGCCUGAUCCGCUUUGGCACCCCCAUCAUCUGGAUAGCUGCCGAGUCGCUAGCGAGUUUGUAAAUAGUUAGAAUCAAUUAGUUUCACCAAUAACAAAGCUAUUCACACCCGCGCG
Molecule: messenger RNA, 1540 nt
Organism: Neurospora hispaniola
Lineage: Eukaryota; Fungi; Ascomycota; Sordariomycetes; Sordariales; Sordariaceae
Product: Lactonase, 7-bladed beta-propeller-domain-containing protein
Exons: 2
Coding region: 199-1371 (390 amino acids)
Molecular function (GO): protein binding; 6-phosphogluconolactonase activity
Source: RefSeq, a predicted model, not a curated record